AUGUUGAUUGAUGAAUUUAAAUGUAAAAUUAGAGCAUACAACAUGUUGAAAUUUGAUGGUGAGAAUAGUUUUGGAUUAAGAGGUGGAAAAAAACCAAAGGUAGGAGGAGGAGGUGGCGCUGGUGCUAAUGGUGGUCAACCUGACAAUGGGGCUCCUCCUUUUUCUAAAUCAAAUAACUUUGGUCCAUAA
This is a messenger RNA of Cavenderia fasciculata, 189 nucleotides long. RefSeq lists its product as uncharacterized. The coding region runs from base 1 to 189 and encodes 62 amino acids. The record is from RefSeq and is a predicted model, not a curated record. The transcript has 4 exons. Lineage: Eukaryota; Evosea; Eumycetozoa; Acytosteliales; Cavenderiaceae.